AUGUCGCGCUACGACUUCACAUGUUUCGACGCCCUUUUUCGCGUGUGCGCAGACAACAUACAGCACGCCGCGCAAGUCCAGCCCCAGGUCUCGCCCGAGCUCGCCUCUCACAUCGAGACGAUUUUGCUUUACUCUGGCUACAAGGAACCACAGACCGCCCAGCCGGCAUCGCCGCAGACACGGCGUGAUCUGCCUCAGAUCCGCACAUCGGCAGGAGGUCUGCUCUCUCGCGCCAUUGCAGCGGCCAAGCCAGCCAACGCCGAGAGGGCCUUGCAGGACUUCCGAGACAAUAUUUACGCCCGCUCCGCUCGGGCUCCUCUUGAUGCUCGUUGGACGACAUGGGCCAAGAUCUGCGCCUCGUGGAGCAGAGCACCAACUCCCCUGACCCCGGAGCUGAUCGAACUGUUUGGUACCAGUUUCCGCUUCGGUGGAUAUCGGAGCUCCGCACAGUACUUCUCUCGAGCCCGAAAGGAGCACAUCAAGGUCACUGGCAUGCCCGUCCCGGCGACGGUCGAGAUGGCGAUACGAGACGCCAUCCGCUCCAUUGAGCGAGGGAUGGGGGCCACGGCCGUCAAGGAUGCCUUCCGCCUCGACGCGCUCGACAUUGAAGGGGUCCCCAAGCACACCGCCUUCGCCCACGGCAUGGUGGUCUUGGGGACAUGGUUCCUCUGCCGUGAGAUUGAGCUCGCCGGCCUGCGAGUCAAACACAUGGUCAUCGACGCGGAGACGAAACAAGUGACGCUCACGCUCGCCGCCAGCAAGACCGACACGGUGGGCCACCUAGUGCAGCGCAAGCACUCUUGCUACUGCGGCAUCGUCCCGGAGACUUUGUGCCCUUACCACGCAGCGCUUCGCAUAGCGGACGAGAUCCAUGGCGGCCCUGACGACUUCCUCUUCUCCGAUAUCCCAGACGAGCCGCUCAGCAAAGCCCGGACCAUCGAGAUGAUCCACGAGGUCAAUCGCUUCGGGGGACACUGCUUACGCUUGUCAGGGGCACAACACCUGUGCCGCAUGCGCAUCCCAGUGUCGACGAUCAUGCUGCUGGGCAGAUGGGGGAGCCGCGCCAUCGAACGCUAUGUACAGGACACCGAGUUGGAGGACAUCGUGAUGAUUGGCACCAAGAGACCUUCUGUCGCAGAAGCCCGGAGCUCCGAGACACAGAGCGACUCCCCCGACCGCGCAAAGUGGACCCUGGUGCCGGAGGAGCAGAGCGCCGCCUCGGACAGCGCCGCGCCGACAGCCAAGAAGCCCAGAGUGAACGCAGCGCAGAACGACGUUGCAGUCUCUAAGCUCAUGGGGCAGCUGGAUGCCAUAGCAGACCGUCUGGAGCAUGAUCAGGAGCGGCCCGACCUCAUCGUCAAGAAGAAAGCCCGCGCUCGCGACGCAGAGGAAGCCACAAGGCCCCCGAUUCGUUGGAGGGCCCGCUGUGGGUGGGCCUAUGGCUACUUACGCUUUACCCGGGCAGUUGAUGACGGGUCGCACGUGUUGUGCAAGAAAUGUUUCCCGGAAUCGGCCCAAGGAUCAGCCGCCCCGCCGCAGACGGCUGCCAAGACAGGAUCGGAGACCGAGUCAACGGACAGCGCCAGCUGUUCCUCUUCAAGCUAA
Symbiodinium sp. CCMP2456 is the source of this 1605-nucleotide messenger RNA. NCBI's taxonomy places the organism in Eukaryota, Dinophyceae, Suessiales, Symbiodiniaceae. The record is from the annotation of a GenBank genome assembly.